UGCAUACGCAGCCCUUUGUGCCUUGCUCUGGGAAGCGGGCGGACAACAUCGCCUCGCGGCGAGUUCUUCAUCGGGCCUACAGUGGGGGGCGCACAGGUAACACGCGCGCGUCACCGUGCAAAAUAACACACGUCAACGGCGACGUACGUGCUCACACACUCUCCACACCUGAGCAAGGCGUCGUUGGAUCGCUCUUGGAACACACCUGCCGCUGGAAAGCGCUGACGACAGAUAGAGAGAGGACAUAGCAACAAGUUGAAGACUGUGGGAGUUCUGCAGGAUUACCGAGGUGUAACAAGUUACUGUGUGUGUAUAGGAACAAGGCUGUGUGACGGCAUCGUGUAUACGUGAACACAACGCUACUGAACAAUGCCGUUUCUCAAGUCCAAGUCUCUUGAGCGGAGCCGCGCGCGGUUUGGCUUCACGCGUGCCGUGGAACAUGGCUUCCCGCACCGACCCAGCUCCAUGGCCUACGACCCCAAGCUCAAGCUCUUCGCCAUAGGAACAGAUACUGGUGCCAUCAAGCUGUAUGGGAGGCCGGGUGUGGAGAUCUCGGCGGUGCAUCGCGCCGUGCUGCCCGUCAAGAAGCUGCUCUUCCUCCCAGGACAGGGUCGCCUGCUCAGUCUGCUAGGCGACAACACAAUACAUCUAUGGGAGAUCAACCCACGAGACGAACUCCGGUCCAUGCUGGAGGAAGUGAACGUGUUUGUUCCAGAUGACAAGAUAGGACGCAUCUCGGCAUGCUGUCUCCUCUCGUCCGGCAAGUUCCUACUGCUGGGUACCGAGGGAGGUAACGUGCAUCUGAUGGACGCCGUCAAUUUCGUGCUUUCCGACCGGGUCGUCUCACAGGAAACCGCCAUGCAGAAUGUGCCCGACGACUACAAGGUUGAUCCCGGCGCCGUGGUCGCCUUGGCACCCCACCCCAUCACCCGCAGCAAGGUGCUGAUUGGCUACUCCAGAGGUCUUAUGGUCACGUGGGACGAAGAGCAGGACGGGACGUCGGAGACGAUAGUAGGCAGCGAGCAGCUUGAAUCCGUAGAGUGGUACAGAAAUGGAGACAAGGUCAUCAGCUCACACACAAAUGGCACCUACUACAUUUGGAGCCUCUCCGAUACCUCCGCCCCAGAGCAAGGCCCCCUAACACCCUUCGGUCCCCCACCCUGCAGAGCGAUCAGCAAAAUAAGCGCCAAAACAACAAAAGACGAGAACUUUUUCUUGUUUACCGGAGGACUUCCACGUGAACGGGACGACCGAGCUACACUUGUCGUGAUGAAAGGUAGAGAUAGCCAGGUUCUCGAAAUUUCAUCCCGCAUAGUAGAUUUUCAUGCCGAGGGAUCUACUGGUCAGCGGACAUGAAGAUGGAUCCAUCAAGUUCUGGGACGUGUCGUCGGUGUCCAUGCGAGCAAUCUACCGCUGCAGUACGUCUGAAGUAUUCGUGACCGGCCGAGAGCAGCAAGGGCAGCCCCUUUCUCCGAAUAGCCAGGUUUUCGACAACCGGUUAAAGGACAUAACGUACGUUGAUGCCGACGCCCUCGAAAGUGGAAAGAGCGAGGAAGAACAGGGUUCGCAGACACCGGGGUCUCAAAAGACACCCCAGGAGGGACGCAUGAUAUUCAAGUACACCGUCGAGGGAGAGACCAAAGAAGGCGUACCACCAAUCCGUAAGAUUGGUCUCUUUGACCCAUUCAGCGACGACCCGCGACUGGCGGUUCAGCACAUCGAACUGUGCCCGUCUACAGGCAUCAUGGCCGUGGGCGGCGCGUCCGGGCAGGUCGUCAUCAUGGAGAUGAGUCCUGUUGGUGAGGGGCAAAGUCAGGAGCUGGUUGCCUCAGCAGUUGACAUAACAAGCGGUGUGGAAGGAUAUCAAUGGAAGGGCAGUGGAAAAUUGACCGCAAGGAGUGAUGUUAUAGCUUUCCCUGGCUUUCAGAGUAGGCAGCUGAUUCAGUGCAACCCCGCUGCCCCCACAACGGCUCUAGCCUUGGAACCGAAGCUCGGCCUUGUCGCUGUUGGCACCAUGCAAGGACUGGCACUAUUUGACUACAGACAGAAGAGAGUGGUCAGCACCAGAUGUACCAUGACCCCCGAAGAAAUAGCUGGUUCACUAGAACCGAGGAGUCAGCAGAGGAAGUCCCUGCGUGACUCCCUCCGCCGAUCCAUCCGCAAAUUCGGUAAGGGGUCGAAGCGCACACCGUCGGCAGAAGACAGUACCGAUACAGUCAAUGACGAUGCAGAGUUCAAAGCCGUCCGAGCCAGUCAAAUAGCUGGCAGCACUAUAAAAUCUUUUGAAUUCAGUCCCAUUGGCCUUAAUGGAGACGAGGGCGGGUCCGCAACGCUCUUUGUCGGAACCAACUCUGGCAAAAUCAUGGCGUACGAUGUCAAGGUGCCCCAGGGCGAUGAUAUGAAGAGAAUGGAAGACGAAGUGACGGCAGAGUACACCAAAGAAGUUCAGCUGCAGCACGGUGCACCGGUUAUCCAUUUGGCCCUCCUGGACGCCUCUGGACGGGUCAUCACAUUCGCGUCGGACGACGACUUGAAGGGUAAAGAAGGACAACAGCUUCUUGUUGUGUCCGAAGAAAAAUUCAAGACGAUUGCCCUACCAACUAUGAAGACACAGCAGAAGUACUGGCUCUCCCUCGAAGACGGCUGCCUGGUCCGCCGAGUCUCCCACAUGAGCAUGCCAGCCACAGAGGUCACAGAGGCCGAAAAUUACGUCACCUGUAUGACAUCUGACGGUGAAGUCUGCGCCUUCCUGACUCCAGCCCUGAAGCAGGUCGCAGAGUUUGAAGUGACAACCAAGGAGAAUGUCAUUGGUACUAAACAAUGUGCCUUGACCAACAAAGGCGAAUGUUUCUAUUUCCUAUCCCCGUCCGAGAUGCAACGGUGCGCCAUCACACCGAAGUAUGUCGUCGAGCCAAAAUGCACCUUCCGCAUCGCCGAGGGAGACCGCCCACCACGGACAACAACAUGGAGACCAGAGGACAUCGAGCUGCCCGUUGUAGGCUCUCCAAUAGGUAUGAUGAAAGGCGCUGUCGAAUCUGUCGGGGAUAAGGUUAAAGGUGCGACAGGGAAAGUAGAAGAAGGAGCAAAAGAAGCUAAGAGUAAAGUAGCUGAUACAGCUAAGAGUGUUGAGGAGAAGGUGGAGGAAAGUGCAAAGCAGGCUAAGGAAAAGACAGAAGAGAAAGCUAAAGAAGUUAAGGAAAGCGUAGAAAGUGCGGCUGAAGCCGCAAAGGACAAGGCAGAGCAUGCUGCAGGGGCUGCAAAAGAAAAGGCAGAAGACAUGGCUAAGGCUGGCAAAGAAAAGGCAGAGCAAGCAGUUGAAGCAGUAGAGCAAAAGGUAGAGCAUGUUGCAAAAGAUGUAACUGAAGCAGCUAUGGGGGCUAAAGAGAGCUUAGCGGCAAAGCUGAAGGGUGCUGAAGCUAAAGCUGACGAUGUAGCUAAAGAAGCAGAAGGGGUAGCAGAUGAAGCAGCUGCGGAAGUAGAACAAUCUGUUAAGAGCGCAGAAGCUAUUGCUGAGGGUGCCAAGUCUGAAGUUGAGGGCACUGUUAAUGAUGCUUUGGAAGAUGCUAAAGAUGCUUCUAAAGCUGCAGAAGCCGCAGCGGAAGCAGCUAAAGAAGAUGCAGAGGCAAAAGUUGAGGGUGCAGUAGCCAGUGCCGAAGCAGUUGCUAAGGAUUCUGUCGAUAAGGUGGAGGGAACUGUAAAACAAGUAGAAGACGAGGCAGAGGCAGCAGUAGAAAGUGCUGCAGUGGCUGUAGAGAAUGCUGAAGAAAAGUUGGAAGAAUCCUCCAAGGAAGCUCAGGCUAGUGUGCAGGGAGCAGUAGAAAACGCACAGGCUCAGGUGGAUGGCGUGGUGGAUGGUGCAGAUAGUGCAGUCGGAGCUGUGACCACCAAAGUGGAGACCUUGGUGCAGGAUGGGGAAACCGUGGUGCAAAAAACCGUUACGGUGACCCAGCAUACCGUGCACGAGGUGGUGGAUGGUGUAUCAGGCCGCUACGAGGUGGAUCUUGAAUCAUCUGGAAUGGAAGUCGACGGUGAGGCACUUGAGGUUAGUACGCCAAAGGGUAGGUUUUCGAGCAGAGUUCGGGGGAUCGACGUAAGCCCAAACCUUGGCAGAUGGAAAUUUGGAGGAAGGGAAAAAGACAUAAGAGGAGAAGUUGCACUACCCGAAGCAGAGCACAUUAUCGGUGCUCGUCGUGAACUCUACAUUGAAGAAGCCGACCUUGAGAUUGAAGCUCCAGAACCGAAGAAGGGGCGUUUUAAUGGCCUGAAAGGCCCUAAGUUUGGUUUUGGACGACGAUCGUACGACGUGCAUGGAGCCGAAAUGGAAUUGAAAGGACAAGAGGGAUCCUUCAGUGGACCAGAUAUCGAAAUGCCAGAAGUUGAGGGGCCAGAUAUGAACGUCGAAGGCCCAGAUGCAAAAGGUGGAUUUAAAUUCAAAGGGCCUAAAUUCGGCAAGCCAGACAUUGACAUCAAAGGGCCAAAAUUCAAAGGACCCGGCUGGAAGAUGCCUUCGUUCGGAGGAAAGGCGGACGUAGAUCUUCCAGACGCAGAAGUUGAAGGACCCGAUGUGAAACUAGAAAGACCUGAUGUCGACUUGGAGGCACCGGAUUUGGAUGUAGAGGGUCCCGACGUUAAGGAAGGUUUCAGAUUGAAGGGACCUAGUUUCGGCAAACCGGACAUUGAUAUCAAGGGACCAAAAUUCAAAGGACCCGGCUGGAAGAUGCCUUCGUUCGGAGGAAAGGCAGACGUCGAUCUUCCAGACGCAGAAGUUGAAGGACCAAACGUGAAGCUAGAAGGACCUGAUGUGGACUUGGAGGGUCCUGAUGUUGAUGUAGAAGGCCCGGAUGUGAAAGGUGGAUUUAAAUUUAAAGGGCCUAAAUUUGGCAAGCCAGACUUUGACAUCAAAGGACCCAAAUUCAAAGGCCCCGGCUGGAAGAUGCCUUCGUUCGGAGGAAAGGCAGACGUAGAUCUUCCAGACGCAGAAGUUGAAGGACCAAACGUGAAGCUAGAAGGACCUGAUGUGGACUUGGAGGCUCCUGAUGUUGAUGUAGAAGGCCCGGAUGUGAAAGGUGGAUUUAAAUUUAAAGGGCCUAAAUUUGGAAAGCCUGACUUUGACAUCAAAGGGCCGAAUUGGAAGAUGCCUUCAUUCGGAGGUAAGGCAGACGUAGAUCUUCCAGACGCAGAAGUUGAAGGACCAAACGUGGAACUGGAAGGACCUGAUGUCGACUUGGAGGGUCCUGAUGUAGAUCUUGAGGGCCCAGAUGUCAAAGGAGGAUUCAAGUUCAAAGGACCGAAGUUUGGCAAACCAAAAUUUAAGAUGCCCAAGUUCGGUGGGAAGGCAGACGUAGAUCUUCCAGACGCAGAAGUCGAAGGACCAAACGUGGAACUAGAAGGACCCGAUGUGGACUUGGUCGGUCCUGAUGUCGAUGUAGAAGGCCCGGAUGUGAAAGGCGGAUUCAAAUUGAAGGGGCCUAAAUUUGGGAAGCCUGACUUUGACAUCAAAGGACCGAAUUGGAAGAUGCCUUCGUUCGGAGGAAAGGCGGACGGAAAGCUUCCUGAUGCAGAAGUCGAGGGACCUGUUAUGAAGGUAGAGGGGCCUGAUGUCGACUUGGAAAGGCCGGAUAUCGAUGUAGAUGGUCCAGACAUGAAGGGAGGAUUCAAAUUUAAAGGCCCCAAGUUUGGGACACCUGAUUUUGACAUCAAAGGACCAAAUUGGAAGAUGCCUUCGUUCGGAGGAAAGGCGGACGUGGAUCUUCCAGAGGCAGAGGUCGAAGGCCCAGAUGUGAAACUAGAAGGACCCGAUGUCGAGAUGGAGGGACCAGAUGUUGAUGGUGGACUAAAAAUCAGAGGCCCCAAAUUCGGUAAACCUGACUUUGACAUUAAGGCACCCAAAUUCAAAGGACCCGGCUGGAAGAUGCCUUCGUUCGGAGGAAAGGCGGACGUGGAUCUUCCAGAGGCAGAGGUCGAAGGACCAAAUGUGAAACUAGAAGGACCUGAUGUGGACUUGGAGGCACCGGAUUUGGACGUAGAGGGUCCCGACGCUAAGGGAGGCUUCAAAUUGAAGGGGCCUAAAUUCGGCAAACCGGACAUAGAUAUCAAGGCCCCCAAAUUCAAAGGCCCCGGCUGGAAGAUGCCUUCGUUCGGAGGAAAGGCAGACGUAGAUCUUCCAGACGCAGAAGUCGAAGGACCAGAUGUGAAACUAGAAGGACCUGAUGUCGACUUGGAGGGUCCUGAUGUUGAUGUAGAAGGCCCGGAUGUGAAAGGUGGAUUCAAAUUUAAAGGGCCUAAAUUUGGGAAGCCAGACUUUGACAUCAAAGGACCGAAUUGGAAGAUGCCUUCAUUCGGAGGUAAGGCAGACGUAGAUCUUCCAGACGCAGAAGUCGAAGGACCAGAUGUGAAACUAGAAGGACCUGAUGUCGACUUGGAGGGUCCUGAUGUUGAUGUAGAAGGCCCGGAUGUGAAAGGUGGAUUCAAAUUUAAAGGGCCUAAAUUUGGGAAGCCUGACUUUGACAUCAAAGGACCGAAUUGGAAGAUGCCUUCAUUUGGAGGAAAGGCGGACGUAGAUCUUGCUGACGCAGACAUCGAAGGGCCAGACGUCAAGCUUGAAGGGCCGGAUGUCGAUGUUGAAGGGCCUGAUGUUGAAGGUGGACUCAAGCUUAAAGGUCCAAAAUUCGGUAAACCUGACUUUGACAUCAAGGCGCCAAAAUUCAAAGGUCCCGGCUGGAAGAUGCCUUCGUUCGGAGGAAAGGCGGACGUAGAUCUUCCAGAUGCAGAAGUUGAAGGACCAGAUGUGGAACUAGAAGGACCCGAUGUCGAUUUGGAGGGUCCUGAUGUAGAUCUUGAGAGCCCAGAUGCCAAAGGAGGAUUCAAGUUCAAAGGACCGAAGUUUGGCAAACCAAAAUUUAAGAUGCCCAAGUUCGGUGGGAAGGCAGACGUCGAUCUUCCUGAUGCUGAAAUCGAGGGACCUGACGUCAACCUGGAGACACCAGAUGUAGAGGGUCCCGAUGUCAAGGGAGGAUUUAAGUUGAAGGGCCCUAAGUUCGACUCACCGGAAAUUGAUAUCAAGGGACCCAAAUUUAAAGGUCCCGGCUGGAAGAUGCCUUCGUUCGGAGGAAAGGCAGACGUAGAUCUUCCAGACGCAGAAGUCGAAGGACCAAACGUGGAACUGGAAAGACCUGAUGUCGACUUGGAGGGUCCUGAUGUUGAUGUAGAAGGCCCGGAUGUGAAAGGUGGAUUCAAAUUGAAGGGGCCUAAAUUCGGCAAGCCUGACUUUGACAUCAAAGGGCCGAAAUUUAGAGGACCCGACUGGAAGAUGCCGAAGUUUGGCGGAAAGGCAGACGUAGAUCUGCCCGAGGCUCAGCUAGAAGGGCCCGAUGUAAAAUUGGAAGGACCUGACGUUGACUUAGAAGGACCGGAUAUCAAUUUAGGAAGUCCCGAUGCGAAGGGAGGAUUUAAGUGGAAAGGUCCAAAAUUUGGGAAGCCCGAUUUCCACAUGAAGAAGCCCACAUUCAAAUCGCCGUCAUUCAGAUGGAAAGGCAAGAAAGUCAAGUCACCUUCUGUCGAGAUCGAUGCCCCAUCAGCAGAAAUAGGAGCCUUGAAUCUGGAAACACCAGGCCUUGACAUUAAUGCACCGAAAGUUAGCGGUGACGUUCCCGACGUCGAGCUGGAAAGUCCUGGAUUUAAGGGUAAAUCUAUGACACUAGGAUCCCCAGAUCUAGAGCUGGAAGGACCAACGCUGAAAUCGCCCUCCUGGUUUGACAGAAUGAAAGCAAAGUUCCGAGGCUCAGGGCGAUUCUCCGGACCAGAUUUCAAUGGUCCGGAAGCGAAAUUCAGGACACCUUCAGGAAACCUGGAGGGACCAGAUGUGACAAUUAACUCACCAGAUAUGAACCUGGAAGGUCCAGAUCUUGAUAUCGAUUCUCCAGACCUGGAUGUGAAAGGGCCAGACGUUGACCUGAAGGGCCCGAAAAUGAAAGGACCAAAAUUUAGGUUUGGAAAGCCAAAAUUCAAAUCACCAGACUUUCACAUGAAGGGACCCAACCUAAAAGGACCCUCCUUUGGUGGUCGUCUUUCUGGUGAAUUCGAACCACCAAAUGUUGGAGGUGAUGUCGACAUAGGCAUAGCGGAAGCAGAGGUCUUGGUACCAGACGCAGAGAUUCCAGACUGGGACGUAAACGUCGAAGGACCAGAGGUUGAAGGCGGUCUUUCAGGAAAAUUCAAGUCUCCAAAACUUAAAGGCCCAGACUUUGAUGUGGACGGUCCGGAUAUUGAUGGGAAGGUCAAAGGCCCAAAGUUCCACAUGCCACACUUAAAAAUGCCAAAGUUCAAGUCUCCGAAAUUCGGCGGGAAGGCGAACAUCGACGUUCCUGAGGGAGAAGUGGAAGGUCCCGAUGUAAACAUUGACGUUGAUGCGCCUGAUGUGGACAUUGAAGGUCCGGACGUCAAAGGCAAAAAAUGGAAGAGGCCAAAAUUCAAAGGUCCAGAUAUUCACAUGCCCUCAGUGAAGAUGCCCAAGUUUGGAGGAAAAGCUGACAUUGACCUUCCAGAGGGGAAUAUAGAGGGUCCAGAUGUCGAUAUCGAUGGACCAGACGUGAAGCUGAAGGGACCAGACGUGGACCUGGAUGGACCAGAAGUGGAUCUUGAUCUUGAGGGACCUGAUGUGAAAGGCGGAAGAUUCAAAAUGCCAAAAUUCAAAGGCCCAGAUUUCAGCAUGCCGAAGUUUGGCGGGAAAGCAGGUGUCGACCUACCAGAGGGUAAACUCGAGGGACCUAAUGUUGAUAUUGAAGGACCGGACGUCAAUCUAGAAGGUCCUGAAGUUGAUGUAGACCUUGAGGGACCAGACAUGAAAGGCGGAAAAUUCAAAAUGCCCAAAAUCAAAGGCCCAGACAUCAGCAUGCCCUCAAUGAAGAUGCCCAAGUUUGGAUUGAAAGGUGACGUUGACCUUCCAGAGGGUGAAUUCGAGGGACCCAGUGUCGAUCUUGAGGGACCAGAUGUUAAUGUUGAAGGUCCUGACGUUGACAUAGACCUUGAGGGACCAGAUGUUAAAGGUGGAAAAUUCAAAAUGCCUAAAAUCAAGGGCCCAGAUUUCAGCAUGCCAUCUAUAGGGAUGCCGAAAUUCGGAGGAAAAGGAGACAUCGACCUGCCAGAAGGCGAACUUAAAGGACCCAGUGUUGAUGUGGAGGGACCAGAUGUCAAUCUUGAAGGUCCUGACGUUGACGUUGACCUUGAGGGACCAAACGUGAAAGGUGGAAGAUUCAAAAUGCCGAAAUUCAAGGGCCCAGACUUCAGCAUGCCGUCCAUAGGGAUGCCGAAGUUUGGAGGAAAAGGUGACAUUGACCUGCCAGAAGGCGAAGUUAGAGGACCCAGUGUUGAUCUCGAGGGACCAGAUGUUAAUGUUGAAGGUCCUGACGUUGACGUAGACCUUGAGGGGCCAGACGUAAAAGGAGGAAAAUUCAAAAUGCCGAAAUUCAAGGGCCCAGAUUUCAGCAUGCCGUCCAUAGGGAUGCCGAAAUUUGGAGGAAAAGGAGACAUUGACCUGCCAGAAGGCGAAGUUAGAGGACCCAGUGUUAAUCUCGAGGGACCAGAUGUCAAUGUCGAGGGUCCUGACUUGGACGUAGAUCUUGAGGGACCAGACGUGAAAGGCGGAAAAUUCAAAAUGCCGAAAUUCAAAGGCCCGGAUAUCAGCAUGCCGUCCAUAGGAAUGCCGAAAUUCGGGAUGAAAGGUGACGUUGACUUGCCAGAAGGUGAAGUCAGAGGCCCUGAUGUCGAUAUUGAAGGGCCCGACGUCAACAUUAAGGGACCAGACGUGGACGUUGAAGGGCCGGAUGUUGACCUUGAAGGACCUGACGUCAAAGGCGGGAAAUUCAAAAUGCCCAAAAUCAAGGGCCCAGACUUCCACAUGCCGUCGAUGAAGAUGCCGAAAUUUGGUGGAAAAGGCGAGGUGGACCUUCCGGAAGGAGAGCUUGAAGGGCCCGACAUCGGAGUGAGUGGGCCUGAUGUUGAUGUGCAGGGUCCGGAAAUGAAAGGAAAAAUAAAAGGCCCCAAAAUCAAGGGUCCGGGCUUUCACCUACCCCAUAUGAAAAUGCCGUCCUUUAGAAAACCUAAGUUUGGCGCUGAUGUUGAUCUACCGGAAGCCGAAGUUGAAGUACCUGAUGUAAAUCUGGAAGGACCGGAUGUGGACGUCACGGGUCCUGACGUAAAUCUCCAUGGCCCUGACGUUGACUUGGAAGGCCCAGACGUUUCCGGUAAAAUCAAGGGCCCCAAAAUCAAGGGUCCAGGCUUUCACCUGCCUCACAUGAAGAUGCCAUCCUGGAGAAAGCCCAAACUCGGAGGAAAGGGAAAGAUAGACGUACCAGAUGUAGAAGGUCCUGAUGUGGACUGGGAGCUCCAGGGACCUGACGUGGAUGUGGAAAAGCCAGAUAUCGAUGUUAACGUUGGUGCACCUGAUGUUGAUGUCGAAGGUCCGGAAAUGAAAGGAAAGUUCAAAGGACCAAACAUUAAGGGACCUAACUUUCACAUGCCUCACUGGAAAAUGCCGAAAUUUAAGUCUCCCAAGUUUGGAGGAAAGGCGGACAUCGACUUGCCCGAGGGAGAGGUAGAAGGGCCGGACAUUAACGUGAAGGGCCCCGAUGUUGACGUAGACAUGGAAAGUCCUGAAAUGAAAGGUGGAAAGUUCAACCUGCCCAAAUUCAAGGGACCAGAUGUCAGCAUGCCUUCAAUGAAAUUGCCUAAAUUCGGUGGAAAGGCUGACAUCGACCUCCCAGAAGGUGAAGUGAAAGGCCCAAAUGUGGACUUGGAGGGCCCAGACGUCAAUGUCGAAGGUCCAGACGUAGAUCUUGACCUUGAGGGGCCAGACGUCAAAGGUGGAAGGUUCAAGAUGCCGUCAAUGAAAGGACCUGACAUCAGCUUGCCGUCCAUGAAGAUGCCCAAGUUUGGAAUGAAAGGCGGAAAAGCUGACCUUGACUUACCUGAAGGAGAGGUACACGGACCAUCCGUUGAUCUGGAAGGUCCUGACAUUGACGUGAAUGCGCCAGACAUGGACAUCGAAGGCCCAGAGGUCAAAGGCGGAAGAUUCAAAAUGCCGAAAAUCAAGGGUCCAGAUUUCAGCAUGCCGUCAAUAGGGAUGCCGAAGUUUGGAGGAAAAGGAGACAUUGACCUGCCAGAAGGAGAGGUCAGAGGACCCAACGUUGAUGUAGAGGGCCCAGAUGUUAACCUGAAGGGGCCAAGUGUUGACGUUGAUGUCGAUGCCCCUGAUGUCGAUAUUGAAGGGCCUGACAUGAAAGGAGGAAGAUUCAAAAUGCCCCAUCUGAAGGGCCCUGAUAUCCACAUGCCUUCCAUGAAGAUGCCGAAGUUCGGAAUGAAAGGCGGAAAAGCUGACCUUGACUUACCUGAAGGAGAGGUACAAGGACCGUCCGUAGAUCUGGAAGGUCCUGACAUUGACGUGAAUGCGCCAGACAUAGACAUAGAGGGCCCAGAGGUCAAAGGCGGAAGAUUCAAAAUGCCGAAAAUCAAGGGUCCAGAUUUCAGCAUGCCGUCCAUAGGGAUGCCGAAGUUUGGAGGAAAAGCAGACAUUGACCUGCCAGAAGGCGAAGUUAGAGGACCUAGUGUUGAUCUCGAGGGACCAGAUGUUAAUGUUGAAGGUCCUGACGUUGACGUAGAUCUUGAGGGGCCAGACGUAAAAGGAGGAAAAUUCAAAAUGCCGAAAUUUAAGGGCCCAGAUUUCAGCAUGCCGUCAAUAGGGAUGCCGAAAUUUGGAGGAAAAGCAGACAUCGACCUACCAGAAGGCGAAGUUAGAGGACCCAGUGUUGAUCUCGAGGGACCAGAUGUUAAUGUUGAAGGUCCUGACGUUGACGUAGACCUUGAGGGGCCAGACGUAAAAGGCGGAAAAUUCAAAAUGCCGAAAUUCAAAGGCCCGGAUAUCAGCAUGCCGUCCAUAGGAAUGCCGAAAUUCGGGAUGAAAGGUGACGUUGACUUGCCAGAAGGUGAAGUCAGAGGCCCUGAUGUCGAUAUUGAAGGGCCCGACGUCAACAUUAAGGGACCAGACGUGGACGUUGAAGGGCCGGAUGUUGACCUUGAAGGACCUGACGUCAAAGGCGGGAAAUUCAAAAUGCCCAAAAUCAAGGGCCCAGACUUCCACAUGCCGUCGAUGAAGAUGCCGAAAUUUGGUGGAAAAGGCGAGGUGGACCUUCCGGAAGGAGAGCUGAAAGGGCCUGACAUCGGAGUGAGUGGACCUGAUGUUGAUGUGCAGGGUCCGGAAAUGAAAGGAAAAAUAAAAGGCCCAAAAAUCAAGGGUCCGGGCUUUCACCUACCCCAUAUGAAAAUGCCGUCCUUUAGAAAACCUAAGUUUGGCGCUGAUGUUGAUCUACCGGAAGCCGAAGUUGAAGUACCUGAUGUAAAUCUGGAAGGAACGGAUGUGGACGUCACGGGUCCUGACGUAAAUCUCCAUGGCCCUGACGUUGACUUGGAAGGCCCAGACGUUUCCGGUAAAAUCAAGGGCCCCAAAAUCAAGGGUCCAGGCUUUCACCUGCCUCACAUGAAGAUGCCGUCCUGGAGAAAGCCCAAACUCGGAGGAAAGGGAAAGAUAGACGUACCAGAUGUAGAAGGUCCUGAUGUGGACUGGGAGCUCCAGGGACCUGACGUGUAUGUGGAAAAGCCAGAUAUCGAUGUUAACGUUGGUGCACCUGAUGUUGAUGUCGAAGGUCCGGAAAUGAAAGGAAAGUUCAAAGGACCAAACAUUAAGGGACCUAACUUUCACAUGCCUCACUGGAAAAUGCCGAAAUUUAAGUCUCCCAAGUUUGGAGGAAAGGCGGACAUCGACUUGCCCGAGGGAGAGGUAGAAGGGCCGGACAUUAACGUGAAGGGCCCCGAUGUUGACGUAGACAUGGAAAGUCCUGAAAUGAAAGGUGGAAAGUUCAACCUGCCCAAAUUCAAGGGACCAGAUGUCAGCAUGCCUUCAAUGAAAUUGCCUAAAUUCGGUGGAAAGGCUGACAUCGACCUCCCAGAAGGUGAAGUGAAAGGCCCAAAUGUGGACUUGGAGGGCCCAGACGUCAAUGUCGAAGGUCCAGACGUAGAUCUUGACCUAGAGGGGCCAGACGUUAACGGUGGAAGGUUCAAGAUGCCGUCAAUGAAAGGACCUGACAUUAGCUUGCCGUCCAUGAAGAUGCCCAAGUUUGGAAUGAAAGGCGGAAAAGCUGACCUUGACUUACCUGAAGGAGAGGUACAAGGACCGUCCGUAGAUCUGGAAGGUCCUGACAUUGACGUGAAUGCGCCAGACAUGGACAUCGAAGGCCCAGAGGUCAAAGGCGGAAGAUUCAAAAUGCCGAAAAUCAAGGGUCCAGAUUUCAGCAUGCCGUCAAUAGGGAUGCCGAAGUUUGGAGGAAAAGGAGACAUUGACCUGCCAGAAGGAGAGGUCAGAGGACCCAACGUUGAUGUAGAGGGCCCAGAUGUUAACCUGAAGGGGCCAAGUGUUGACGUUGGUGUCGAUGCCCCUGAUGUCGAUAUUGAAGGGCCUGACAUGAAAGGAGGAAGAUUCAAAAUGCCCCAUCUGAAGGGCCCUGAUAUCCACAUGCCUUCCAUGAAGAUGCCGAGGUUCGGAAUGAAAGGCGGAAAAGCUGACCUUGACUUACCUGAAGGAGAGGUACAAGGACCGUCCGUAGAUCUGGAAGGUCCUGACAUUGACUUGAAUGCGCCAGACAUAGACAUAGAGGGCCCAGAGGUCAAAGGCGGAAGAUUCAAAAUGCCCCAUCUAAAGGGCCCUGAUAUCCACAUGCCUUCUAUAAAGAUGCCAAAGUUCGGAGGUAAAGCAGAUGUUGAUCUGCCAGAAGGUCACGUUGAGGGUCCUGAUGUUGAUGUAGACUUAAAUGCUAAAGGUCCAGACGUGGACAUAGACGUAGAAGGGCCUGACGUGAAAGGUGGAAAAUUCAAAGGACCCGACUUUCACAUUGGGAAACCUAAUAUAAAAAUGCCUUCCUUCAGGAAACCCCACUUUGGUGGUAAGGCCGAUGUUGAUCUGCCGGAAGGGGAACUGAAAGGACCGGAAGUUGACGUUGAUGCUAGCCUUGAAGGACCUGACGUUGACAUCGACAGUCCUGAUUUGAAAGGAAAGAUGUCAAGUCCCAAGUUCAAGGGACCAAGCUUUGAUAUGCCGUCUAUGAAAUUGCCAUCCUUUGGCUGGAAACAGAAAGGGCCAAAAGCCAAUAUAGAUCUUCCAGAAGCAGAGGUUCAGAGGCCAGAGGUCGGCAUGGAAGGACCAGAUGUAAACUUAAGGGGUCCAGACUUUGAUGCAUAUGUUGAAGGCCCAGACGUAGAUCUUGAAAGGGCAGGCAUCAAGGGAAAAGUUAAAUCACCAAAAUUCAAAGGACCUGAUGCCACACGUAAAGUUUCCUUCUCUGGGAAGAAAAGCAAGCCUCCUUCGGGGGAGAUAGAUGUGGAUGUCAACGCUCCGAAUGUGAGCGUAGAAGGCCCAGACGUUGACGUGGAAGGCCCAGAGGUAAAAGGAAAGAUGAAAUCUCCAAAAUUCAAAGGUCCAGACUUCCACAUGCCACACGUUAAGUUUCCUUCUCUGGGAAGAAAAGCAAGGCCUCCUUCAGGGGAGAUAGAUGUAGAUGUGGAUGCCCCGAAUGUCAGUGUAGAAGGCCCAGACGUUGACGUGGAAGGCCCAGAGGUAAAAGGAAAGAUGAAAUCUCCAAAAUUCAAAGGUCCAGACUUCCAUAUGCCACACGUUAAGUUUCCUUCUCUGGGAAGAAAAGCAAGGCCCCCUUCAGGGGAGAUAGAUGUAGAUGUGGAUGCCCCGAAUGUCAGUGUAGAAGGCCCAGACGUUGAGGGCCCAGAGGUAAAAGGAAAGAUGAAAUCUCCUAAAUUCAAAGGACCUGACUUCCACAUGCCACACAUGAAAUUUCCAUCUUUUGGAAGAAAAGCAAGGCCUCCGUCGGGGGAGAUAGAUGUAGACGUCGAAGGCCCGGAUGCUAGAAUUGAAGGACCUGACGUCACGGGUCCAGAAGCUAGAGGCGGGAUAUCAGGGAAGUUCACGGGACCAAAGUUUAAAGGCCCGAAAUUCGGCUUAGGAGCCAAGGGCCACGACCUCGACGCGAACAUAGAUCUUCCUGAAGGAGAAGUAAGAGGUCCCAGUGCGGAUCUAGAGGGCCUGGAUGUCGACAUCCAGGGACCACAUACGGAAGGAUCUUGGAAAUUUAAAGGACCCGAUUUCAACUUCAAAAAACCUAAGUUUGGCUUCAGUUCUAAGUCUCCUGAGUUGAACGGUGAGGGUGAUUUGCCAGAAGCACACGUAAAAGGUCCCGACGUGAAUAUCAACGGAACCGGUGAACUGGAAGGACCGCACGCCAAGGGUGGACUUUCCGGUAGAUUUGACGCACCAAAAUUCAAGGGACCUUCAUUUGGAUUUAGCUCGAAAAGACCAAAAGGAGAUCUGGAAUCGCCAGACGCGGAACUUUCGGGUCCAGAUGCACCGGACGUAGACGUCGAAGGGUCGAGAGGUGGCAUACACAUCCCGCGUUUCAGAUUCGGGGCGAAAAAGCCUUCGACGGACGCCGACGUAGACGUAGCUGUAGGGGAGGUGCAUGCUCCCGACGCGGAAAUAAAUUCACCAGACUGGAGAACGGACGUUGACGCACCUGAGGUUAAGGGUAGAGCCUCGGGACGUUUCGGGAAAGUUAAGGGAUUCAAAGGACCAAAAUUCGGAGGACUUAAAGUUAGUGGAAAGGGAGGGGAUGUAGAUACAGAUGUAGAUUAUCCAGAGGGUUCUUCACCCAAUGCGGACUUUGAGGGAUCCGAUGUAAGAGUUAGAGGGCCAAAGGCUAAGGGAGGCUUUUCGUACAGAAUAAGAACACUUAAGGACGAGUUGAAAGAUGCAGCACAGGCAGUUAAGGAAGGUCUAACAGGCGUGUCAGAUGAGAUCAAAGGUGGAGGAAGAACGGAAGGGUGGUAUGGUGGUACAUUAAGUGGAAACCUACAAAGUCCUGAAGGCGAUGCCUCCGCCGCUAGGCCUCUUGCCAUACCCGAUGUCAGCGGGGAAGGGUCUGUCAAGACUUACAGAAGACCGGAGGCAUCUCUGUCUGCGCCCGACGCCAGCGCUGAGGGAGCGGCUGAGGGCUACAGCACCAGCGUGACGAUCAAGAGCAGCCCCUCCAGAUUCAGAUCGUCCAAGCACCUCACCGUGGGAGGACAGGACACAAAAACGACAUAUGUCUCGACCAUAACCAAGACAACUAAGACCGUGUUGGUGGAUGUUGAGGCUCAGGGUAAGGCAGCGGAAGAGGGGGCGAGCGAUCUCCUCGCCGACAUACAGGGCACCCUGGCAGCGGGCAGCGACUCGAAGGUGUCCGCGAGUGCGUCGUCCGAGGGGGUUGACGUCAGACUAAAGGGACCGGAAUAAUGAAGAAAGAACAGACGUCAGAUGAUGCAUCGCUGUACUAAUCGCCCCAUCAUCAGGCUGAGGUAACGUCUCUCCAGAGCGCCAGCCCAAAACGACUUUGGCGACGCAGGCUUCGCUUCAGCUGCAGUUCGAAACUCUUCCGCAAGGCAUCGCUGCUUUGGAGUCACCACCGCUGUAUUUACCCACUUAAACUAUGUCCUCUGAGCCAAACUUUAUCAUUCUACAAGAAACAAAAAAAAAACUACAUGUCACAGUUACGACAAUCGUGUCAUUCCUGCUACGUAAAGACCAUGCAUUUUUUUGUAAUCAGCUGUCCAAGAUUGUGCAGUUUUGUAUGUGUAGAUUUGUCGUCUGAAAAGAGAGGGAAACCAUUAAUCGAUAGCUAGAAUUAGCAGGUAACAGAAAUAGCUAACGUAAGGCUUUGAAUGUCGUAGUGUAAUUAGUCAUUAAAGGGCCUGACUAAUGUGAUAUCGCUUGUCUCUACAGUAAUCGAUAACAUCAAGCAACUUAAAGGGAAAAUAGCAAUUCAUGUAAAGCAGAUACGCAAAGAAGAGAAAGAAAAAAAAUGACAGAAAAAAAUGUAUAUGCAGUCGCACAUUGCGAUGGUUUCUGGAAGGGACGUACCAUUAUUUUCCAUGAUGGGAGCUACCUACCAUAAUGGAUGUAGAAAUGUGUUUUACCCAUGGUUCCUUCUAACAUCAAGAUUUCAUAUGUGUGAAAGUUGAAUGAAACUGUAUUUACCUAAAUUUUUACUUUUAUAAAGUGCUUUCGUGAACCCAAGUCAUCCAACAAUCGCUCUGGAUUUGGUGCCAUCCCAUUGUCUCGAAGAUUUUGUACUAUUUCUAGAAAGCGUCAUGCUGACUUUUUGGAAUAGGUUGUAAAAUACUUUCAUUCCUCCCAGCGAAAAUAAUAGUAUGUCCCGGCCGAGUGUUGCUACCGUAGCUAGAAAUCUGUAGAUGUAGUUCUCACCCAUUUCUUCUGUGUUCUUCCAUAACAACUGAGAAUGUAUUAGAGUUAUUGAUAUGAUAUUAUACCCGUACACGUUGAUCGACAAGGCAGUGUGACUCUUCCGCUGAAAUUGUAGGAGACAUGCGUAGCUUUAAAUAUGAUGAAUGGAGCAUUUUCAAAAUAAAAGUGACGCCAUAGUAUAGUGCGUGAGAUAAUGAGAAUACCAGACUGUGUGCGUAAUAUAAUCAGUAAAUGUCCCAGGAGUGUAUGACUUCACUGGAGUAACGCAAUAUGUCGCUAGCUCGUCGUUUGUCGACGUCGAUUCGGCUAUGCCUGUAUUCGAUGAUGUAUGUGUAUGUUGUGCGACGAAUAAAGGAACGAGUGUACGGAUUUGUA
Molecule: messenger RNA, 17731 nt
Organism: Branchiostoma floridae (Florida lancelet)
Lineage: Eukaryota; Metazoa; Chordata; Leptocardii; Amphioxiformes; Branchiostomatidae
Product: neuroblast differentiation-associated protein AHNAK-like
Biological process (GO): regulation of RNA splicing
Cellular component (GO): cytoplasm; nucleus
Molecular function (GO): protein binding
Source: RefSeq, a predicted model, not a curated record